Molecule: messenger RNA, 1419 nt
Organism: Pollicipes pollicipes
Lineage: Eukaryota; Metazoa; Arthropoda; Thecostraca; Pollicipedomorpha; Pollicipedidae
Gene: Sec16
Product: endoplasmic reticulum export factor secretory 16
Exons: 14
Coding region: 1-1419 (472 amino acids)
Biological process (GO): Golgi organization
Cellular component (GO): endoplasmic reticulum exit site; ER to Golgi transport vesicle membrane
Source: RefSeq, a predicted model, not a curated record
AUGGUGUUCGCUUGCAACGCCGCAACGUACUACGAGCGUCGUAACCGGUACGACAGCGUGGAGAGCCGGCGGGAGGACGACUACGGCCGCGAUUACGACCGUCACCCGCGCCGGCGCGAGGACCGCUACUCGCGCGACGAGUACGAGGACAGCAGCUACGGCCACGGCUACUACGGCGGCCGGGAGCGCGGCGCGUCGCGCGCCGCCGACCCGGCCCUCUACGGACACGCGGCGGCCGGGUACGCGGCCGGCCAGCGCGCCGCCUACGACCCGCGCACGCUCUACAGCUACUUCGUGCACCUGGAGCGGCUGCGCGCCACCAACCCGCAGCUGUUCACGCAGCAGAUGAGCGCAUACAGGACCAACAACCCGCCGUUCUACCGGGACCUGUGCGCGCGCCACUACCGCAGUCUGCUGCAGGGGGCGGGCGGCGCGCCGGCCGCCGCCGCCUCGUACGCCGGCUACCCGGCCAGCGAGGAGCGCACCAGCGUGCACAGCGGGCGCAGCUCGGUGAACGGCGACGACACCAAGGACAACUUCGCCGCCGACUUCCACCAGCAGCGGCCCGGCUCGGCGCUGGCCUACGAGCCCAGCGCCAUCCUGGCCAGCGAGUCCUACCUGGCCGGAGACGUCUCCGCCCGGCUCAGGCGGUUCGAGGAGACGCCGGUGGAGACCAAGCCGGAGCGGAUGACACCGGCCAAGUUCGCCUACCCGCACGUGGUCGUGCGCUUCUCGGCGUCCGGCCAUCUGGUGCGCGUGCUGCCGAACGACACGCACAAGAACAGCGUGCUGCAGUUCUGUCAGCAGAAGAUGCGGGAGGCCGAGCAGCAGCCGGCGCUGGUCGACAAGGAGUCGUGUCUGCUGAUCUGGCAGCUGCUGCUGCUGCUCAUCCGCCAGAACGGGGUGGCCGCGCCGGACGUUGCCCCAUCGGCCGAGUCGGCCGAGCCGCAGGAGGAGGACGGGCCGCCGUCCGGCCGCCGGUCCGUCGACAGGGCGCUGGUGACGCGCGCCGAGCGGCCGGCGGAGCCACGCGCCGUCCGACGCUUCACCGAACUCCUGCUCUACGGACACCGCAAGGAGGCGCUCGAGUGGGCAAUGAGGCAGGGCAUCUGGGGCCACGCCCUGUUCCUGGCCAGCAAGAUGGACCAGCGCACCUACGGCCAGGUGAUGGCGCGCUUCGCCAACGGCCUGCUACACAACGACCCGCUGCAGACGCUGUACCAGCUGAUGUCGGGCCGGCAACCCUCCUGCACGACGAGCUGCGCUGACGAGCGCUGGGGCGACUGGCGGCCGCACCUGGCCAUGAUCCUCUCCAACACGACUCACCGGCCGGAGCUGAACCGGCGCGCCAUCGUCCAGCUCGGAGACACGCUCGGCAGGGGGGCUCUGGGGGCGGGGUCAGGGGGAAACGCUCGGUGA